Messenger RNA from Brienomyrus brachyistius, 1985 nucleotides. RefSeq names its product MINDY family member 4B (gene mindy4b). NCBI's taxonomy places the organism in Eukaryota, Metazoa, Chordata, Actinopteri, Osteoglossiformes, Mormyridae. The transcript is spliced from 13 exons. Gene Ontology annotation, molecular function: K48-linked deubiquitinase activity; cysteine-type deubiquitinase activity. Bases 46 to 1440 code for a protein of 464 amino acids. The record is from RefSeq and is a predicted model, not a curated record. Gene Ontology annotation, biological process: protein K48-linked deubiquitination.
AGGAAGAGGACGAGGAAGAGGACGAAGACGCUUUACUUUUGGUCUAUGGAAGACUGCGCCGAGAAUCGGUUUCAGCAUGACAGUGAGGAAAUGCACGACAUCCUCAGGCAGAUAUCCGAGCUUGUCAAGUGGAGAAAAAUCUUCGAUGACCGCGGGAUGGAACUGCGGAAUUGUAUCACAAAGACGCUUUCUGAGAGGGCUGCACUGGAAGGUGAUGGAGAAGAUGCAGCAGGCAGACAUACUUACUGCACUCAGCGCCACUGCACCCUGCACUCCCUGCCCUGCCUGGUCCCACAAACCUUAGCUGCUUCCCCCAGUUUGGGGGGAGUCCCUGCCAGCCCAGAGCAGGUCAUGAACCUCAGGAAGAUUUUAUUUGGGAAUACCUUUAAUUUCUUCAACUAUGAGUGGAAGAAAUCGGUUUUCCGGUUCAGGGAUCCGCGCUCUGAGCUCUCCUACGCACUGCAAGCGGAAAGGGGUGGACCUGGAGCCGUCCAGAUGGUGGUCCAGGCCAAUAUCAUCAAGUUCCUGCUGUUCACCUGCCAAAGUCAAUGCAAUAGCAACCAGCUGCACAGUCUGGGGGACAAGGAGCAGGAAGAAGCCUUGGCGUCUGCGCUGUCCGACAUCCUGUGGAUGGCAGGAGAGGAGCAGGCCGCCACUGUUACCCUGGUUACCUCCAAGCCCAGCUUUUUCACCCUGCCAGGACAUCAGCUGGACAGCAUCACUGAGAGGUUGCACAUUUUUAGCUUCGUCAGAAAAGAGGACAUGUGGAAGUUCAUCUACGAGCACAUGCAGUGUUUUCAGGAGGAGGGCAGCCAUGGUGUCAUCCUGUUCCUCUAUAGUCUUGUCUUCUCCAGGACCAUUCACAGGUUAAAAGAUGAUCUUGAUUCGACCACCUCACACCUCUUACAUCUCAGUCAGGGAAACUUUGUGUGUCACCAGGCCCUACUGAAUCUCCUGCUUACGGGCCGGGCGAGUCCCAAUGUGUUUAAUGGCACUGUGCAGUUUGAUGAGGCUGGGGCACCACUGCCGCAACCCCUACGGGGGGUGCUGGCACGCAGCGACAUUGGAUAUCUCCAAUGGAGUUGGGAACAGGGGCCACAAACCCCCCUACCUCAGGUGGGUAGCAUGCUGAAGACCCCCAAGUUGCCUGUGUGGGUCUGCUGCAUCAACGGCACCUACGGCAUCCUCUUCAGCCCCAACCGAACGCUGCUCUCCAACUGGAGAACGGAGCACCUAUUCGAGCUGCAUUUCUACAACGGGCAGCCUACUCAAAGGAGAACCGCGGUUCUGACCAUAGACACACACUCACAUCACUGGGAACCUCGGACCACGGAUACCCAGGGGGACCUCGAAAAGAAGUUCCCAUCAGUGGACAUGACCAUCCGGACCAAGUGGGAAGGGGCUGUUAUUGACUGGAAUGGGGUGGUUCCUUUUUUCUGAUCUCUAGUAUGUAAUACAUCUUACAGUAUCACGUGCAAUGUUGGGCAUUUCAGGUUCAGGAACCACAAAUCCAGAGCAAUUGUUUCUACCAACCAGUUCAGCAUAAAUAGCCAGUUACAGAGUACUCAACUGGUUGGUAGAAAUAAAAUCAUGGUCUGGCUUUUGACUUUCUGGAUCUGAAAUGCUCAACACUGAUUACGUGGCAAAACUGUCCCUUUAAUAUUUACUUAAGAUGUCUAUCGCAAGAAUUGUAAAAAAAAAAAUAAUAAAAAAAAGGGUAUUUUAAUGUAAUUUAGUAUGAAUUCAUCUCUGCUUCUAGUAAAACUUCCAGGAACAACUGAAACGAAGCAGUUUAUCCUCUACAAAUUUCCCAAUUUUAUGUUUUUAUUACAUGCUUAAUUAAUACGGACGUACAGAUCAAAACUUAACAUUUUCACUUUGGUGCAGAUUUAAUAUUUCCGACCAACGCGAUGGUAUAUUCAAACUGUUCAAUGCAUUUGUGUUCUGACAAACGUACGUUUCUAUAAUAAAAUAAUUCAAAUGGA